Molecule: messenger RNA, 1371 nt
Organism: Dendroctonus ponderosae (mountain pine beetle)
Lineage: Eukaryota; Metazoa; Arthropoda; Insecta; Coleoptera; Curculionidae
Product: elongation of very long chain fatty acids protein
Exons: 8
Coding region: 151-1104 (317 amino acids)
Biological process (GO): fatty acid elongation, saturated fatty acid; sphingolipid biosynthetic process; fatty acid elongation, polyunsaturated fatty acid
Cellular component (GO): endoplasmic reticulum membrane
Molecular function (GO): fatty acid elongase activity
Source: RefSeq, a predicted model, not a curated record
UUGUUCUGAACCUUCGACGGCCAAACUCGCAGUUUAAACAGGACUGUGCCGACUUAAGGGUGUCCAAUUCCCGUUUUACUUUAUUUCCUAGUAAAACCCUAAAACUAGUGAAAAUCAGCAGAAAAACCACAUAAAAAUUAUUGCGACAAAAUGGCCACCAUCCUAGGAGGAAUCUACGAUGUUUACAGGGACUUGUUGGACAACAAAAGCGAUCAGCGAGUGAAAGGAUGGUUCCUAAUGAGCUCCCCAUUGCCAACGUUAUGCAUUUGUCUCACCUACGUUUACAUUGUGAAGGUUCUCGGCCCCAAACUGAUGGAGAACCGUAAACCGUUCGAACUGAAACGGGUUCUCAUCUACUACAACUUGUUCCAAGUGAUUUUCAGCACGUGGCUGUUUUAUGAGGCGUCAGUGUCUGGAUGGCUCAAUCAUUACAGCCUCAAGUGCCAGCCGGUCGACUAUUCUCUAUCGCCAUUGGCUGUGAGGAUGGUGCACGGUUGCUGGUGGUACUACAUAUCAAAGUUCUCCGAGUUUUUCGACACGUUCUUCUUCGUGAUGCGGAAAAAGUUCGACCACGUUUCGACCCUUCACGUGAUCCAUCACGGCAUCAUGCCAAUGUCGGUGUGGUUUGGGGUGAAGUUCACGCCAGGCGGCCACUCGACGUUCUUCGGCUUCCUCAACACGUUCGUGCACGUCGUCAUGUAUUCGUACUACCUGGUGGCGGCUUUAGGCGAGCGCUACCAGCGCUACCUGUGGUGGAAAAAGUACCUAACAGCCAUCCAAAUGGUGCAGUUCGUGUUGGUGAUGGCGCACGCGUUCCAACUGCUCUUCAUCGACUGCGACUACCCGAAAGCCUUCGUCUGGUUCAUCGGAAUGCAUGCGCUCAUGUUCUACUUUCUCUUCUCCAAGUUCUACAAGCAAACCUACAAGCAGCAGAAGAACCAAAAUGGCGUCAAAGUGCCGGCGUCGAAGUUCGGCAAAGUCGCGAUCUGCUUUGCCGGCCAGAGCGAGCUGUACGACGACCACGCCCCCACCAAGCAACUGCGCAACUCCUACACGACGUCACGGCUGAAAAACCGCGCCUACGUCAACCGGACCGACGACUGAUUCGCAUCAAGAGGGCGCCUUCUAAGCACGUGCCUGGAUUGGCCGGAUUUGUGUUCUUGACAAAUUGUGGACAGUUUAUCGAGUUGCGCACAUCACUUUUACAGGAACGUGGCUGCAGGUUUCUUUGUUACCAACCAAUCACCCCCCGCCACGUUCCCAGACAGUUCUUUUGCGUGUAAAUAUCGUGGAUGGGUUUUUAGCAAUUUUUGGUACAAACUGUGUAUGGAAGGGACAUAAAUAAAAAAAUUAAAAAAAACACCGACUAAA